Carassius auratus (goldfish) is the source of this 546-nucleotide messenger RNA. Its product is annotated as DNA repair protein RAD51 homolog A-like. Bases 34 to 546 code for a protein of 170 amino acids. Gene Ontology annotation, molecular function: double-stranded DNA binding; ATP-dependent DNA damage sensor activity; single-stranded DNA binding. Gene Ontology annotation, cellular component: condensed nuclear chromosome. The transcript is spliced from 5 exons. The record is from RefSeq and is a predicted model, not a curated record. NCBI's taxonomy places the organism in Eukaryota, Metazoa, Chordata, Actinopteri, Cypriniformes, Cyprinidae. Gene Ontology annotation, biological process: chromosome organization involved in meiotic cell cycle; mitotic recombination; reciprocal meiotic recombination.
AGUGGCAAAACAAUAAUCACGAUUGAAGCAAAUAUGGCUAUGAGGAAUGCUUCUCUGGUGGAGGUGGAGGCAGAUGUAGAGGAGGAAGAACAUUUUGGGCCGCAACCGGUUUCACGUUUGGAGCAAAGUGGCAUCAGCAGCAGCGACAUUAAGAAGCUGGAAGAUGGUGGUUUUCACACCGUGGAGGCCGUAGCGUAUGCGCCCAAGAAAGAGCUGCUGCACAUCAAAGGAAUCAGUGAAGCCAAAGCCGACAAGAUCCUGACAGAGGCUGCUAAGAUGGUUCCUAUGGGCUUCACCACAGCGACGGAGUUCCACCAGCGCAGAGCUGAGAUCAUCCAGAUCUCAACAGGGUCCAAAGAGCUUGAUAAACUCCUGCAGGGAGGAAUCGAGACGGGGUCCAUCACUGAGAUGUUCGGCGAGUUUCGCACAGGAAAGACACAGCUGUGUCACACACUGGCCGUCACAUGCCAGGUAAAAUAUAUUUUUCCUCUCUUUUUUUUUUUAAAAAGUUUCAAAGAAUACUGUUAUUCAGCCAUGACACAUUAA